Limanda limanda (common dab) is the source of this 1032-nucleotide messenger RNA. Its product is annotated as RIB43A-like with coiled-coils protein 2. Lineage: Eukaryota; Metazoa; Chordata; Actinopteri; Pleuronectiformes; Pleuronectidae. The transcript has 7 exons. Bases 1 to 1032 code for a protein of 343 amino acids. The record is from RefSeq and is a predicted model, not a curated record.
AUGUUUAUCAUUGAAACCGAAGAAGAACGCAUUGCGAGGGCGUGUGUGCAGAGACGUCGCAAUGAAGAGGCUGAAAGAAGGGAGCGGAUCUUUAAUGACAAAUACAGGAUCAUUGGAGUUGACAAGGAAGCUCUGGACAUGCAAGUGGAAGAGAAGAAGAAACUAAAAGAGGCAGAACAAGAGAAACAAAAGGUUCAUGAUGCUGAAAGGCUCCAUAAUAACAAAGUAGCUUGCAUUCUCCAACACAAGGAGGAGAAGAAUAGGCGCACCCUGCAAAUAGAACUCGUGAACUUCCAGCAGCACCAUCAGCCUCGGAGCCCGCCGGAGUUCAGCCUGUUCGACACAGCCCACAUUAAAGAACCAGGAUUGAUGCCUCCUGUACUUUUGGGUGAAGACACAGAGAUUAAGAACAGAUUGAAGAGGCAGAAGGAGCAGUUCAGAGAGUGGAGCAAACAGCAGCAGAGCGAACGGGUGACAGAGAGGCACCAGCAGACGCUAGAAAAGCUCCUUAACGAUCAGAAGAGAGUAGAGAUGGACAACAGAGCUCUGCAGCUUCAGAGCCUGGACAUGGAGAGGAGUAGGGCAGAAGCCGUUGCCACUACAGAGUUCAACCUGGCCAAGAUUGAAGAGAAGCGCUAUCAGCAAAUUUGUGAUGGCGCCAACAAAGGUCGGGAUAUCAAUAUUGCCCUGGGCAGGUGGGGAGUACCUGGUCUGUAUCCAAGCCUUGAUCUGAAAGCACCCCCACAGACGCUGCAGCAGGUCCUCCAGUUCCAGAGAAGCCAAAUAGAGGAGAAAAAGAGGAUCGAAUUAGACAACAAGCGAGAGGACAUGCAACACGAUCGUGUUCGCUUGGCCUCUGCUCGCUCGGCUCUGCUAAUAGAGAGGAAGCAGGUGAAACUGAGCAAGGAGAUAAGACGAAACCAGGAGAGUAGCAACUUCCAACAGGCCGAACUACAGAGACAACAGAAACUGGACCUGGAAAGAGGAAGCAACCUGGAACGCUUCUUCAAUUUCAACACCUGCAGCAGAUAA